AUGGCAGGAACAGCAGCACGCUUUCUGAAACGACCUCGAUCUUGUUGCGGGCGUGGAAUUCGCGCUGCUCCCAGCCACUGGAUAAGGCCCUUUUCGAGCUCCGGAGACAACAUCUAUGAUGUGGUUUGCGUUGGAGGCGGCCCGGCUGGCCUGAGCCUCUUGGCAGCCCUUCGCGCCAACCCCAUCACCUCCAGGCUUCGAGUUGCCCUCGUCGAAGCUCAAGACCUGUCUACCGCGGCCGCCUUCUCUCUCCCGCCUACCAAGUUCUCCAACCGCUGCAGCUCAUUAACACCCACAUCAGCACGAUAUCUCCACGACAUCGGAGCGUGGACGCACAUGAAGCGCGAGCGCAUUCAAGACUUCCACGAAAUGCAAGUCUGGGACGGGGUGACGGGCGCACGCAUCGAAUUCGACUGGCCAGCAGGCUCGGGCCCAAGCAAGACGAUUGCCUACAUGACGGAGAACCUGAACCUGACUUCUGGCCUUCUGAGUCGCAUCGCUCAGCUGGGCGGCGUCGAUAUCUUUGACAAGUCGAGAGUGGAAAACAUUCAUCUCGGAGAAGAGAGCGAAGAGGGCGAUGGCCUGGACCUCAGGGACUGGCCUGUUGUUCGCCUGUCGAACGGCCGCUCCUUGGCUGCCCGACUGCUCGUGGGGGCGGAUGGCGCCAACAGUCCGGUCCGGUCGUUUGCCGGCAUCGAGAGCCGAGGAUGGGACUACGGCAGACACGGGCUCGUCGCGACGGUCCGGAUUGAAGGCCGGGGCUGGGGAGGUCCGUCCAGCAAGGUCGCGUACCAGCGCUUCUUGCCCACCGGCCCCGUUGCCAUGCUUCCGCUGCCUGGGGACCUGUCAACCCUUGUAUGGUCCACGACCCCGGAGAACGCGGCCUUGCUGAAGCGGCUGUCGCCGAGGGAUUUCGUCGCCACCGUCAAUGCGGCCUUCCGGCUGAGCAGCGUCGACUUGGGCUAUAUGCACACCCUGGCAGAGGGUCAGCAGGAGGAGUACGACUGGAGGAUUCAGCAUGCCCCUGUCGACCUGCAAACCGUCCCGCAAACCGUCGUCGGGGUACAAGAGGGCUCGAUCGCCUCGUUUCCAUUGAAACUUCGCCACGCCGACACCUACAUCGGCGAGCGAGUUGCCCUCGUUGGCGACGCAGCCCAUACUAUACAUCCUCUAGCUGGACAGGGGCUCAACCAAGGGCAGGCGGACGUGCAGAGCCUGGUCAGGAGCAUUGAAUUCGCCGUCUCCCACGGCCAGGACCUGGGGACGCAGCUGUCCCUCGAAAGCUACAACAGCGAGAGAUACGCCGCCAACAAUGUUAUUCUUGGCGUGUGCGACAAGCUGCACAUGCUGUACUCGGUUGAAAAUGGACCCUUGGUCGGUCUGCGGUCCGUUGGUCUGCGGGCUGUCAAUGCUCUGGCACCCUUGAAGAGGUUUCUUAUGGAACAGGCCUCGGGCCCCAGCCAGUAA
Ustilaginoidea virens is the source of this 1467-nucleotide messenger RNA. RefSeq lists its product as uncharacterized. The transcript has 2 exons. Bases 1 to 1467 code for a protein of 488 amino acids. Gene Ontology annotation, biological process: ubiquinone biosynthetic process. The record is from RefSeq and is a predicted model, not a curated record. NCBI's taxonomy places the organism in Eukaryota, Fungi, Ascomycota, Sordariomycetes, Hypocreales, Clavicipitaceae. Gene Ontology annotation, molecular function: FAD binding; oxidoreductase activity, acting on paired donors, with incorporation or reduction of molecular oxygen, NAD(P)H as one donor, and incorporation of one atom of oxygen; 2-octaprenyl-6-methoxyphenol hydroxylase activity. Gene Ontology annotation, cellular component: mitochondrion.